Molecule: messenger RNA, 1028 nt
Organism: Pelobates cultripes (western spadefoot toad)
Lineage: Eukaryota; Metazoa; Chordata; Amphibia; Anura; Pelobatidae
Source: the annotation of a GenBank genome assembly
AUGUUUGACACUCCCACCUUAAUUCAAAAUACUCAAAAUCAAACAAAUAGUUAUAACAUUAAAGAUUAUCAAUACAAACUAACAAAAGCUAUGAACCAGGAAGUUCGUAUUAUCUGGGAAGUAGCCACUUUAGAAAAAUAUUUAAAAGAAAAAAUCACUCCUAGGGGAUUGAGAUAUAAUAAAUAUCCCACUUUUGAUAAAGGAGAGGAGGAGUUCAUAGAAGAAUGGCAAGAGAUGCUAGAAAAUUUCGCUUUUACUACCAUGAGAAUGAUAAUAAAAAGAAGAAAAAUCACACUAUCAAAACUAGAUAAAGAUAUAAAUGAGACACAAAAUUUACUAAUAAAUCACACAUCUCCCGAGGAAUAUGAAACAAUUACAAAAAACAUCCAAAAACAAAUAGAAAAAACAGAAACAGAAACCAUCCAAAUUAAAAAAAAGAAAUACAAAAGGGACAAAUACGAUUAUGACAACAAUCAAGUCACCACAUAUGCCACAAAAAAGCAACACAUAGAUACACCAAUAUAUGCAAAUUCUAGGCAACAAUACAACAGAGGGCAUUCACAGUAUCAACCAACUAAAAACUAUUCAGAUGUCGCCAGACAGGGAAACCAACACAACAGAAACAGGAUAAACUCAUGGCAAAGACAAGAAACAUCACCAUAUGAGAGACACCACUUUAGAGCAAGAUCACCUCACGUACGGUUCCCCACACAACAAACACAACCUAUAAGGAUUACACAAACACAAGAUCAGGAGAGAAAUGAUAUAAUAAGAAAAGGUAGGGAGAGAUCACCAAUCCUCACUAGAAAUAGAAAAGAAAUUUAUAGGAACCACAUCACCACUUCAAAUAGGUUUGACACUUUAAAAGAUAGACAAGACAAGGAUGAUUUUUUUCAGGAGGGACGCCAAAAAGGCAAAUACAAAGGAGCACAAUCCCCUCAGGACAUCUCCUCACCUCCGCAUACCCCCCCCAAAAGACAAAGGAAUUUAAGAGGAGAGGAACUCGGGGAGGCAAGACACUUAGGAAG